Pyricularia pennisetigena is the source of this 1029-nucleotide messenger RNA. RefSeq lists its product as uncharacterized. The transcript has 4 exons. The coding region runs from base 1 to 1029 and encodes 342 amino acids. Lineage: Eukaryota; Fungi; Ascomycota; Sordariomycetes; Magnaporthales; Pyriculariaceae. Gene Ontology annotation, molecular function: protein serine/threonine phosphatase activity. The record is from RefSeq and is a predicted model, not a curated record. Gene Ontology annotation, cellular component: cytoplasm; nucleus.
AUGGCGGAUCAACACGACGUCGACCUCGACUCGAUUAUCGACCGUCUGCUCGAGGUCCGAGGCAGCCGCCCCGGAAAGCAAGUCCAGCUUCUCGAAGCUGAGAUCAGAUACCUGUGCACCAAGGCCCGGGAGAUUUUUAUCUCACAGCCUAUCUUGCUUGAACUCGAAGCUCCUAUCAAGAUUUGCGGCGAUAUACACGGACAGUACUAUGAUUUGCUGAGACUUUUUGAGUACGGCGGCUUCCCUCCGGAAGCCAACUACCUCUUCCUCGGUGACUACGUUGACCGCGGCAAGCAGUCCCUGGAGACUAUCUGCCUUUUGCUCGCGUACAAGAUCAAGUAUCCGGAAAAUUUCUUCAUCCUGCGCGGCAACCACGAGUGUGCCUCCAUCAACCGUAUCUACGGCUUUUACGAUGAGUGCAAGCGUCGGUAUAACAUCAAGUUAUGGAAGACCUUUACAGAUUGCUUCAACUGCCUCCCGAUCGCUGCCAUCAUUGAUGAGAAGAUCUUCACCAUGCAUGGCGGCUUGAGCCCGGACUUGAACUCCAUGGAGCAGAUUCGCCGUGUUAUGCGCCCGACGGACAUCCCCGACUGCGGCCUGCUCUGUGACCUACUUUGGUCCGAUCCUGACAAGGACAUUACUGGCUGGAGCGAGAACGACCGUGGUGUUUCAUUCACCUUUGGUCCUGACGUGGUUUCGCGGUUCCUUCAGAAGCACGACAUGGACUUGAUCUGCCGUGCCCACCAAGUCGUCGAGGACGGAUACGAGUUUUUCUCGAAACGACAACUGGUAACUCUGUUCAGCGCACCCAAUUACUGCGGCGAGUUCGACAACGCGGGUGCCAUGAUGUCCGUGGAUGAGAGUUUGCUGUGCUCAUUCCAGGUUCGGACGUGGUCGCUAGUUUGGUGCUCGACGACUCUCACACGGGGUCACCCACACCUCGAAGAUACAAUUUCUCCGUCUUCCACAACGGCCAGCCGUGGGACCUUGGCCAUCUGUCAUCAACUUUUCCUGAACUUGUCUGUUUAA